Messenger RNA from Danio aesculapii, 507 nucleotides. RefSeq names its product myeloid cell surface antigen CD33-like. Bases 1 to 507 code for a protein of 168 amino acids. The record is from RefSeq and is a predicted model, not a curated record. The transcript is spliced from 2 exons. NCBI's taxonomy places the organism in Eukaryota, Metazoa, Chordata, Actinopteri, Cypriniformes, Danionidae.
AUGUAUCAUACUGACCCCGGGAACGUCUUGGACAAUUUUAGAGGCCGCACAAAACUCCUUGGAGAACCGGAUGAGCAGAACUGUACUCUGGAGAUGGACGAUGUACAAACUCAUGACAAUGGGCCGUUCUGCUUUCAAGCUGAAAAAGAAAAGGAGAAAUACAGCUUCAACAACAGCUGUGUGUUCAUUAUAAUGCGAAAAACUCCGGACAAACCCGUGAUAUCACCCCUCCCUAAUGACAUCAAACCAGGGACACCAGUCACUGUCAAAUGUUCAGUCAAACACACAUGCUCCUCUCACCCUCCUGAAAUCAUAUGGAGUGUCUCAACAGUUCGAGAAACUAUCAGCCACAAUCCCAUGGGUGGAGGCGUCUGGGAAACGGUGUCCACUGUGAACUUUAUUCUCACCGGAUACGAAGAGGAAGAUAAAAUUGUUUGCAACACCAAAUUUUGGGGAGGUAAAACACAGAGCAACAGUUCUGCCCCCCUGAGUGUUAAGAGUGAGUAA